AUGGGUGAACGUUCUUAUUCAUGUUCAGAGUGCGGGAAAUGUUUCACUAGGAAAGACAAUCUCAUUACACACCAGAGAAUACACACGGGUGAGCGUCCUUACUUGUGUUCACAAUGUGAGAAAUCUUUCAUUGAGAAAAAGGAACUUCUUAGGCACCAGAAAAAACACACAGGUGAGCGCCCUUAUUCUUGUACAGAGUGCGGGAAAUCUUUUUCUGAGAAAGGAGACCUUGCAAAACACCAGAGAAAUUCACACGGAUGUGCGCCCUUAUUCGUGUUUAGAGUGCGGGAAAUCUUUCAAAACAAAAGGAUCACUUUUAAAACACCAGAGAGUUCACACGGGUGA
Staurois parvus is the source of this 345-nucleotide messenger RNA. Lineage: Eukaryota; Metazoa; Chordata; Amphibia; Anura; Ranidae. The record is from the annotation of a GenBank genome assembly.